AUGCAUGUUAGAUACUUGCAACACAGCAGUCACGGUACUGUUCAAUUGUUAUUAAUGCCUUUGAGUGCUGGUAUUUUUGGUAGUGAUUCUCAAAAUGAAACAAAAACAAAUAAUUCUGAAGAUGAAAACGAAACAGAGCCAAUUCCAUUACCUAUACAAUCAUUUUUGUGGCGUCAAACAAAUCCAUUUCUUGGCUCAAAAAUUAAUAAAUUACAAGAUGCUUCUUGUGUGACAUUUGAACGUGUUAUUGUCCAAAAUAUUUUGCAUGGUUUAAGUCCAAGUUUAUCCGAAGCUAUUUCUUCAAUUUCUCGUUGGAAUCUUGUUCGGGCAUCAUUUCCACAUAUUAUACAAUGUUCAGCUACUUUAUUAACAGAAAGGGCUGGAGAAGAAGAAAGUUUAGCAAUGAGUAGCUCUUUAGUUAAAAUACUUUAUAUAUUACAUUGGUUAUUAAUUGAUGCUAAUGUUGAAUGGUUAGUUGAUAAUUUUUGGUUAUUUUUAAGAAAAAAAAUUUGGAAAAAUAUGAGAGAUUCUCUCAAUUUCUAUCAACCAUUUUACAGGAAAAUAAGUUUAGAAAAUAGCCAAAUGUAUAGGUUAGGUUAA
Molecule: messenger RNA, 600 nt
Organism: Meloidogyne enterolobii
Lineage: Eukaryota; Metazoa; Nematoda; Chromadorea; Rhabditida; Meloidogynidae
Source: the annotation of a GenBank genome assembly